AUGGCAGAUCCAUUCUCUCUCGUUGCCAGCCUGAUCGCCCUGGACGCAAAUUUCGACUCACAAGCUGCGCAGAUUGAGGAUCUAAAGGUGGUGUUGCGAACCGUCAAGCGAAUUGCCAAGGACGCAUCCAUAGAUGCGGACGACGACGCUAUCCUUCGUUUCCAGCAACUCUUUAUCCGAGAAAAAGAAGCUGUUGAAGAGACCAAUGACCUCGUCAAACCCAGACUCGUAAAAAACCCAGAAAGUCUUGGGGAAGCCCGGCUCACGACAAAAGUUCGGAAGAUCAAAUUCCUCAGGGAGGAAAAACACUUGGAAGAGCUAAAUGCGCGGCUGUCUGAUAUUAUUCAAGGCUUCAGUACCGCCCUCCAAUGUAUUACGGCUUUGGAACUGCUGAGCCUGAGAGUUACUCACGGAGCUCUUCAGUUCGGCAUCACCCAACUGAUCGAGUCUGAUCGAGUCACUGACCAAGGGGAGAGCUCAAGAGUUCAUGAGAUCCCCGAUACAAGCGACACGUUAUCUGUUCUUGAUGAUGAAUCCACAGUUGAGAAUACCGCUAACGAGACCCUUGCGAGGGUGGAAGUGAUGAUUACAGAAGAAGAACUACUGAACCUCUGCAGCUGUUCAUGCCAUACUUACUACGCGGCUAAAGUGCCGAACUGGCUCGGUGAUGCGAUCGGAACACUCCUAGCCGCCUGGAAUGCAGCUCAACAACUAUCCGUCUCUCUCUCAACGACUAGAAUGAUACCAGAAGGUUCAAGUAUCUUUCAGUUCGCUCAACACAACAACGUGGAUGGUGUUAGGAGGUUAUUUAUCCAACGGACAGCUUCGCCUUUCGAUAUCAGUAUUAAUGGAAGAACGCCGUUACAUUUUGCAGCAACUGCGGUGAAGGCCGAUAUGAUCAAAUUCCUUUUAGAUGCAGGAGGUAUACCUGAUGCUGAAGAUAGCAAUCACUUAACACCCCAUGAUAUCAUCUGGGAAUUAUAUCUACGAAACCCAAAAGAGCGCGGGUACAUCCUCGAAGCUGCAGGCCUGUCGCCUAGUGACACGUCCACUAGCCUCGAAAAGCAACAGUUUACGGGCGUACAUCGCAUCGUCCUCGGUUUGCGAGGCCUGGUGGACUUGGAUGAUUAUCUUAAACUCUCAGCUACUGAGAUCGACAAGCAAGACUUGACUGGGAAGACUGCACUUGCCUGGGCUGCUUCACGGAAAGGAGACUCACGUCUAGUACGCAUUUUGCUGGAUCAUAACGCAUCGGUACGAAUAGCCGACUAUCGAUAUAAGACGCCGCUACAUUACGCUGCAAAGAGCGAGGAUCCCAAUUCAGUGGCGUUAAUCUUAGAGGCCAUCAAGCAAAUUGAACGAAUGGUCACAGACCCGAGAGGCCGCGGCAUUGAAGCGGGCGACGAUAAGAACCGUACACCCCUCAAUUAUGCAACGCGGAUGAAUCUCUUGCCUCACACCCAACUCCUGAUUGACUACGGCGCGGACCUGGAAGCGACGGGAUCAAAAACAAAGCGAACAAUUCUCCUCAAUGCCUUGUACUGGAAUAGUCAUUUGGUGCUUCCGGUUCUCUUACAGCACGGGGCGAGAACAGACGUUACCGAUGCGGCCGGGGCCACUGUUUUACACCACAUCACGCAAUUUUGUAGUCUAGAAACAGUACAAGUUCUAGCGAAGCAGGAUCUUGGAUACAUCAACCGCAACGCUGUCGAUUCUACUGGACGUACCGCAGUGGAUGUAUUCAAUUCCGAAGACGUGAGAUGCAGUCCUGACAAAGAAAAAGAAAGGAGUCUUGCGGCAGAGGCUUUUGCUGCUAUCUUGGCAAAGGCUAGUCGUCCUCGCAGUGGGACGAGUAGUGAUUUUGGCCUAAAGCUGCAAAACGUCUUUGAAAUAAAGGAGAUCAACGUUCUCGAGCGUGAAGAAGAUUCUGAUGAUGAGAAAACCUUACAUGACGAGAAGGGGGUGCGGAAAGCCGAGGCCACAGAAGAUGGCUGGUUCGAUGCAGAUGAUGACGAUGAUAUCUUCUACGAUGCGCUUCAGGAGCUUCCUACAGAUCAUGUUGUAAUUUAA
This is a messenger RNA of Eremomyces bilateralis CBS 781.70, 2070 nucleotides long. RefSeq names its product ankyrin. The record is from RefSeq and is a predicted model, not a curated record. Gene Ontology annotation, molecular function: protein binding. The transcript is spliced from 6 exons. Lineage: Eukaryota; Fungi; Ascomycota; Dothideomycetes; Eremomycetales; Eremomycetaceae. The coding region runs from base 1 to 2070 and encodes 689 amino acids.